Molecule: messenger RNA, 2621 nt
Organism: Piliocolobus tephrosceles (Ugandan red Colobus)
Lineage: Eukaryota; Metazoa; Chordata; Mammalia; Primates; Cercopithecidae
Gene: FCMR
Product: Fc mu receptor
Exons: 8
Coding region: 144-1316 (390 amino acids)
Cellular component (GO): plasma membrane
Molecular function (GO): transmembrane signaling receptor activity
Source: RefSeq, a predicted model, not a curated record
AUUUCCUCAUCGUGAAGCUUUCUUCCUCGUGGGGCUAGAAAUCUCUUUCUAGCUCCAGAUUGUGAAGACUUCCUGAGUAAGCAGCGUGUCUCCAUCCCCCUCUCUAGGGGCUCUUGGGUAGAUCUUGCACUCUAGAAGGAACAAUGGACCUCUGGCUUUGGUCACUUUACUUCCUGCCAGUAUCAGGGGCCCUGAGGAUCCUCCCAGAAGUAAAGGUAGAGGGAGAGCUGGGCGGAUCAGUUACCAUCAAGUGCCCACUUCCUGAAAUGCAUGUGAGGGUGUAUCUGUGCCGGGAGAUGGUUGGAUCUGGAACAUGUGGUACUGUGGUAUCUACCACCAACUUCAUCAAGGUGGAAUACAAGGGCCGAGUCACUCUGAAGCAAUACCCACACAAGAAUCUGUUCCUAGUGGAGGUAACACAGCUGACCAAAAGUGACAGCGGAGUCUACGCCUGUGGAGCGGGCAGGAACACAGACCGGGGGAAGACCCAGAAAGUCACCCUGAAUGUCCACAGUGAAUACGAGCCAUCAUGGGAAGAGCAGCCAAUGCCUGAGACUCCAAAAUGGUUUCAUCUGCCCUAUUUGUUCCAGAUGCCUCCAUAUGCCAGUUCUUCCAAAGUCGUAACCAGAGUUACCACACCGGCUCAAAGGACCAAGGUCCCUCCAGUCCACCACUCCUCCGCCACCACCCAAACCACCCACCGCCCUCGAGUGUCCAGAGCAUCUUCAGUAGUAGGUGACAAGCCCCCAACCUUCCUGCCAUCCACUACAACCUCAAAGAUCUCAGCUCUGGAGAGGCUACUCAAGCCCCGGACGGCCAGCUACAACCACCACACCAGGCUGCACAGGCAGAGAGCAUUGGACUAUGGCUCACGGUCUGGGAGGGAAGGCCAAGGAUUUUACAUUCUGAUCUCGACCAUCCUGGGCCUUUUCCUGCUGGCACUUCUGGGGCUGGUGGUGAAAAGCGCUGUUGAAAGGAGGAAAGCCCUCUCCAGGCGGGCCCGCCGACUGGCCGUGAUGAUGCGCGUCCUGGAGAGCUCCCAGAGGACCAGCGGGUCGCGGCGACCGCGCUCCCAAAACAACAUCUACAGCGCCUGCCCGCGGCGCGCUCGUGGGGCGGACGCUGCAGGCAAGGGGGAGGCCCCCGUUCCAGGUCCCGGAGCGCCGUUGCCCCACGCCCCGCUGCAGGUGUCUGAAUCUCCCUGGUUCCAUGUCCCAUCUCUGAAGACCAGCUGUGAAUAUGUGAGCCUCUACCACCAGCCUGCCACCCAGAUGGAGGACAGUAAUUCAAACGACUACAUCAAUGUUCCUGCCUGACAACUCCCCAGCUGUCCCCCGACCCCAGGCUCAGACUGUGGUGCCAAGGAGUCUCGUUUGUCUGCCAAUAUCCAAUACCUACUUCGUGUGUUCUUACAGCCCUCGUCACUUCCCAUGCCCCAUCUUGACUCCCAUCCCCAUCUAUCUGUGCCCUGAGCAUGGCUCUGCCCUCAGGUCCUCUCGCACAGCUUGGCAGCCUCCUGUAGUUGACAGGUAAGCUGUAGACAUGCAGAGCAAUUGUCCCAAUGCCACUUGCUUCCUUUCCAAUCUAACAGGCUGUGGGAUUUGCAGAGCAUUUCUUCCAUGUCUUUGACCACCAGGUUGUUGCUGCCCAGACUCUAGAUCACAUGGCAUCAGGCUGGGGCAGAGGCAUAUCUAUUGUCUCGGGCAUCCCUCCCAGGCUUGGGUCUUACACAAAUAGAAGGCUGUUGCUCUGAGUUAUGUGGACAUGCCUCAACCCCAUGGACUAGGCAGGUGUCUAGUAUAAAAACACUCCCGGAAACGCCUUUGCCCUGAUCCAGAAGUUAGCACUUCUAGUGAACGUCUACUUAUCUCAAGUUCUAUGCUAAAGGCAAUUUAUCUUGAUGCGAUGAUGUAUUCUAAAUUUCAGAACCAAGCUUGAGCGAGAUAUGCGUAUGUAUCCAUAAACUUUCUUUACUUUGUCUCCAUCACUUGAUGCACGUAAGUGCCCUGACCUCAGCAUCUCCCCUCAAAAAAACAGUAUUUGUCAUCUCUUUAUCUUUCUUCCAUAACCUGACACUGAUGUUUGUGCACCUACCUUAACUUUGGUCUAUUUUAGUCAUCCAAAACUAUUACAUUUGUUGGUUUUCACAAAUGUUGCCCAUUUCUUAGGCAGUUCCAGACAAUGUAUAGCAAGGUGGGGAAGGAAAGCAAUAAGAAAUUCCUGGGUGGCCAGGGCUCUGCAAUAGCACUUAUGUCAUGGAAGAAGAGAUAUUCCACCUCCUACAUAUACUAUUUGUCUAAGUUUUUGGAACAAGGUCAUAGUCAGACAUUAUAUCUUUAGAUUGAUGUCGACCACAAAGUUCAGCCAGAGCUUGAGGCUAGAUGCUGAGCUUUGUGCUGGGAAGAAGGCCUCUUCUGGCUAUACUGUACAGUCUCACUGGGCAUUAAUCCAGAAAUAGAGAAGAAGGGCUGCCAGACUUGAGUUGUGUUGUCUUUUAUAAGCAGGGAAUGUCAUCACAGAUUGGACGGUACAUCCAGGUGCAAUGUCACCAUCAGCAAGGUCAGCUUGACACUCAAGUGGCACAUUAGGGAAGAAUGACUAGGACCAAAAAAAAAAAAAAA